Messenger RNA from Octodon degus (degu), 589 nucleotides. RefSeq names its product Bardet-Biedl syndrome 4 protein-like. Lineage: Eukaryota; Metazoa; Chordata; Mammalia; Rodentia; Octodontidae. Gene Ontology annotation, molecular function: protein binding. Gene Ontology annotation, biological process: protein localization to cilium; cilium assembly. The record is from RefSeq and is a predicted model, not a curated record. Gene Ontology annotation, cellular component: ciliary basal body. The annotation marks the transcript as partial. The transcript has 5 exons.
CUCUUCACGCUCGCAGGCCCAGGAUCAGCUGCUCCAUGCGCUCCAGCUGAACAGGCAGGAUGUGACCUACGUCAUGCUGGGGAAGAUCCACCUGCUAGAGGGCUGCAUGGACAAAGCGGUUGAGGUCUACAAGAAAGCUGUGGAGUUCUCGCCGGAAAACACGGAGCUCCACACAACACUGGGGCUGCUCUACUUACAGCUUGGCUUUUACCAAAAGGCAUUCGAACAUCUUGGAAAUGCGCUGUCAUACGACCCCACCAACUACAAGGCCAUCCUGGCAGCAGGCAGCAUGAUGCAGACCCAUGGGGACUUUGAUGUUGCCCUCACCAAGUACAGAGCUGUAGCCUGCAACGUCCCAGAAAGUGCCCCUCUCUGGAAUAACAUUGGAAUGUGUUUCUUCGGCAAGAAGAAAUACGUGGCAGCUAUCAGCUGCCUGAAGCGAGCCAACUACCUGGCUCCCUUCGACUGGAAGAUCCUGCACAACCUGGGCCUUGUCCACCUGGCCAUGCAGCAGUACGCAUCGGCCUUCCACUUCCUCAGCGCGGCCAUCAACUUCCAGCCCAAGAUGGGGGAGCUCUACAUGCUCCUG